ACACAUAACGUCGUUCAGUCCAUUCCAGCCUGUUCAGAAGCAGUUAAGACACUUUCCCCGGCGUUGCGGCUCAAUACAUAAAGACAACAACUACGAAAGACCAUGAAUAUUUUAACUAGAUAUUCUGCGAAGUGUCUCUGGACCGGAGCGGCGGUCCAUCUGCCUCGACAGCCCGACGGACGCGUGUUGACGGCGUCGUCGGCCCGGUUCCUGUGCGCGGCGGCGGGACCCAAAAAAGACCUUGGUGAGCUGGUGAAGAAGGACAAAGUGGUGGUGUUUAUGAAAGGGACACCGGCGCAGCCCCUGUGUGGCUUCAGCAAUGCCGUGGUUCAGAUCCUCCGGAUGCACGGGGUGGACGACUACGCCGCGUACAACGUACUGGACGACUCGGAGCUGAGGGAAGGAGUCAAGGUCUUCUCCAAUUGGCCCACGAUCCCUCAGGUGUACUUCAGCGGCGAGUUUGUGGGAGGCUGCGACAUUCUGCUGCAGAUGCACCAGAACGGGGAUCUGGUGGACGAGCUGAAGAAGCUGGGCAUCAGCUCCGUGCUGCUGAAGGCCGAGAACGAGUCCAAGUAGAGGAAGCGCUGUCCCACACCUAGAACGUCUUGUACUCCAACUUAAAUGUGCUCUGAUCACUUGCCUGAUCGUGUAUUUGACCAUGUACCUGGCUGGUGAGGAAAGUGUCUUCACGGGAAUCUCAAAUCAGUUUAAUCUUACUCUUCAUACAUCUGUCGGCUCCUCUUUUUUCGGAGAGGCUGAGGUUUUUAGUCAUUUCGGGGUGCAGGGAACAAGUUGCAAACACCACAAAGACCCAUUUUGAUAGAACAAUUCUUUAUUUUGAGUUGUGCGCCUGGCCAUCCGAGGACUGAAGCCCAAUAUUCACUCUCCUUCUAGCUCUGUUUUGGUCUCCCAUCGCCCCCCCUAGGCCACUCAAUGCUUCCGUGGUGCCGUCACUGUGUUUAUUCGUGCCUUUCUGCUGAUGACAAAAAGCAAACAACAAUGAGCUGAUGGAUGCUACACAGAUGUACAUGUCCAGAGAUAACUCUGCGGGUUGGUCACUGAGGCCGACCUCGUUCCCGUAACAAACAUUUGAUCUAAUUCAGUUAUUUCUCAAUGAAAGCAGCCAAAAUGGUGCCCUCUAGUUUCUCAUUUUUAAUCCUAAAACAUCAUGAUUCCCCCUCAAAUAAUCUCCCCGAAGAUCCACACCAGCACACUGUGUUUUUGUGAUGGACCUUCAUGACCCACAUGCAGGUUCCCUCCCUCUGAGUCGCAUCAGCUCACACGAGGAGCCUGUUACAGACCUGUCCAUCCUUUACUCCAAGCCUCAGCGUCUUUUCUAAAGCUGCUGGUGUCCUCGUGUUAGAGACCGGCUGCUAGGAGGAACAACAACAAAGAGAUGGUGCUCUGAUACGUUGGGAAUCAAUAUAGCGGCUGUGGGUUCGUAAUCCUAUUAAUACGUUUAUUAUCUGGCCCAUCCCAUAUUGUAUGCAUUAGCCUUUGUAGCUGUGGACACCUCACUGACCUCGUUCACUGUGUCCCCUCUUUAGUAGCUGCGUCACAAGUCCGUCUGAGUCGUGGGUUUGUUCAUCAGUCCCUUGAGGAAGGUUGUUUUCUUUGUCUCACUAAGCUCCAGAACCACUUACACCAUCGAUCCUAGAAGUUCCUCCUGCUGCACAGCUGUAUUAUCGAAGCAAUGGUCACGUAGUACACUGUAGGAUAUUGUACAUUGAAAGCAUAUUGUUAAAUGUAUUUUAGUUGCAUGUCAAUUAAAUAUUUUGAAACAAA
Pungitius pungitius (ninespine stickleback) is the source of this 1785-nucleotide messenger RNA. It is a transcript of the gene glrx5, whose product is annotated as glutaredoxin 5 homolog (S. cerevisiae). NCBI's taxonomy places the organism in Eukaryota, Metazoa, Chordata, Actinopteri, Perciformes, Gasterosteidae. Gene Ontology annotation, cellular component: mitochondrial matrix. The coding region runs from base 103 to 576 and encodes 157 amino acids. The transcript has 2 exons. The record is from RefSeq and is a predicted model, not a curated record.